Molecule: messenger RNA, 1325 nt
Organism: Aedes aegypti (yellow fever mosquito)
Lineage: Eukaryota; Metazoa; Arthropoda; Insecta; Diptera; Culicidae
Exons: 5
Coding region: 111-1259 (382 amino acids)
Source: RefSeq, a predicted model, not a curated record
UAAAUGCAGUUCAGACUACCCGAUCAGUCUCCAUUGAGAGCUGGAUUUCAAAGGUUGGCAUCGGAGCAGAUUCCUAAAAUUUAAUAUAGUUAUUCACAGAAUUCUCCAAAAUGUCUUCGUCGGAGAUGGCUUUAAUUUUAGUCAUAGCAUUAAUGGCAGUUGUGAAUGCUGAAGGAGGAAUGAACAUCAAUAUCAAACAACCAAACGCACAAGUAUAUCAUCAGCAAAGUUCUCGCAAUGAUCAAUUCACCUAUGGCUACCAUGUGGAUACCGUAAGUAAUCAAUUCCAACAUAAAGUAAAAGGUCCUGAUGACGUAACUUACGGAUGUUAUGGAUAUGUAGAUCCUGCAAAUAAGAAGCAUCUGGUUUAUUACGUUGCUGAUCGUAUGGGAUAUAGAAUUAUUUUCCCGAAUAGACCAACCAAAAUUUUUACUGAAAGGGUUUCGGACAGCUUGAACAAACUUGAUGGAGCGGUGAAAAGUAAAAACUACGAUGAAAAAGUUGUUGCUUGGAAUGAUCUCUACUUACCCGAAGCAUGUUUCCGUCUAGAAGAAAUUUUGUCUUCGGCGGCAUCUAAUGUGCAUCACCAAUCCGUACAUCCGCAAAAAGUUGCCACCACUACUCCUAGAGUAGAACCAAUCUAUGUUCAACCUGAACUUCCCACUCCAACUCAGUAUUCGAUUCCCACGACUCCUGCGACAAGUUAUGUUCAUACAAGUCAGCAUGGAGACCGGUAUACUGGACCAAUAUAUCAAGGAGAAGAUUUUACAAGUGGGCGUGGAUCGCAUCAACAGCAGAGAAAUGAGAACAAUUUGGAACAGGUUCAACAAACUGUACCAGCCUGGUCUGGUUCUCUUCCAGACAUCAACCCAGCCAAUAUCAAUCUGGACCAAUUCAACAUCCACGCAACAAGUGAAGAUUCGACGAGUUCUGCAUCGACGACCCAAUUCAGUUCUCAGCAGUUUCAAAGUUUGAACAUAACUCAGUUAUUGGCGCAAAUUGACGCAGUUAAUUCUCAAGUUAUUACGCUCAACAUGCUGCUGGCUGGCAUGGCAAAUAAUCCAAAUGCUUUCAGCAGCGCUAAUGAGGGAAGCUGCAAAACAGUAGUUCAACUUCUUCGAAAUCAGAAAACCACACCGCAGCUCGUUUACGUUCCUAUUCUAAUCCCAUACGUCGAAGGUCAAUACAAUGUAAAUCAACCGUUCGGAAAUACAGCUGGACGUUAUCAGCAGCAGAAACCGUGCCAUCGUUGUCCGUGAUAACAGCAUUGUUUAUGCGAAAUAAAACGGUGGAUGAUUUAGAACGUGAGUUAUACUGUACUCGAA